This is a messenger RNA of Caenorhabditis auriculariae, 2690 nucleotides long. The record is from the annotation of a GenBank genome assembly. NCBI's taxonomy places the organism in Eukaryota, Metazoa, Nematoda, Chromadorea, Rhabditida, Rhabditidae.
AUGGAUGAUUAUACUGACUCCGAUAUCCGCAACGCCUGGGGGCAUCCACAAAGGAGUGUCGUCCUGUGGAUAAAGAUCGAAGUCGGUCGAGUUUUCGGUGUUCUGAUGGCUAUCGGCACUGUACGUACAAAUGCGUACAUCCCGCCCUGUGAAUCUUCAGAUAUAAGCAGUGGCUGUCCGUCUUUGUCGGUUCUUUCUUUUCGGUAGAAAUCCUCUCUAAAAAGUUUCAUUCUCCCUUUUGGGAAAUCCCAAAACUUACUUUUUUUUUGCAAUUUUUUUUCAAAUCUGGAGAUUUUUCGAGCGUCUGUUGAAGCAUGUUUAAAAAAAGUUCUUAUUAAAAGCACUCGUAAAAGAGUUACAAAUUCUAAAAGUCUCAAUUAGCGUAACUUUUUUUGGUAUUUCAAAAAAAUAGACUCGAAGGGUCAAUUUGAACCAUUUGGUGUUUGAUUUUUGAAGUCUUUCCUCGAAAAAUGGGGAGUUUUUUUGAGACUCAAUAUUUCACGUUUAAAAUUUAGUACAAAAAAAUUUGAGCAAAUCCAAAGUUCUCCAAAAAAACAUGUGAUGCCUUUUUUUAAAGAAAAAAAUCAAGAUUUAAGAAAAAAAGUUUCUGAUUCAGUUUUUUUCAAAAAUUCUCAAAAGAAUUGACGUUCAGUUCUAAAUUUUUCAAACUAGUGUUCAUCCUCCCGUCGUUUUCUUAGUCAUAAAAUAUAAGUUUCUCUAAUGCAUUCGGUUCAGAGAAAACAAUGGAAACCAUUUGCCUGUCUUCCUUGGUAGAGAACUCGCUGCCGGUGACGGCUCUGGGGGCGUCGUUCCUUCCGAUCAACAACAACUCCGAGUUUCUGAAAAACACCAGCGCUCAGACGGCCACUAUUCUCGACGAACAAGGAAAUAAUCCAAUUGCUUUUGGUUCUUUCAUCCAGUGUAACGGCAAGCAGGUUCUACUAUGAGUUAUUCGUACAACAUUUGUUAAAUUUAGGCUUACUGUAUGCUUGGAGAAGUUGCGAAUGAGUACAAAGACGACAGUAUCUGCGUCAAAGAAGUGGAAAGCGAUGGAAAGCUGAACUCCCUGUACCAAGUUAGUCUUGAGUCGUACACAAAAUCCUACUCAGUUUAAAUAUUUCAUCAGUAGAAAAAAUCUUAAAAGUUCCAAUCUAUUUAAUCAUCUAGUUUUUAAAAACAGCAGUCGCAGAGUUACGAGAGGUUUAUUUUUGAACUUCAUGAUUUGAUUUUUAAAACCUGGAACGCUGGGCUGAAUGUAUAUUCAAAAUACUCUAUUUACAGUGAUUCCUGGUUGCGAACAGAAUAAAUUACUUCCAGUGAUUAGAAGUUUUUUCCAAUGAAAAACUCUAUUCAGGUCACGAAACGCGAACCGAUGCCUGAUUAUUCCGGUGAAACACUUUUCGAGCAAGUUUUCGCUAACCGUGACAACAAGUAUGAGUUCUUCGUGUUGUUUUCCAACCAAGAUCUUGAUUUCAGACCAGUUCAUCUGCAUUUGCUAGACUCGCUCAUCGAGGCGAGCAUCGGAGCUCAAGAAAUGGACGUUUGUAAAAACCUGACUGUCGACAUUGUCACCAACGACGAGUUUGUGUUUAUAACAGGGAAGGAUAAAAUUUUCUCUACUUCAGGAAGACCAAAGCCAAUCUCGCUUCUUGGAGGGACACCGUCGGAUUCGUCGUCUCUGAUCGUUACCUGUACGAAGGCAUCACUGUCAACAGGUUUUGUCAUCAGAUAAAUUGUUCACUACGUUUCUUUCUGAACAGAUUCGAACUUCUCGCUCUUGCCAAAGACGACAGCCAAGUGAAUAUUGAGGAUUUGAACGCUGAGAAGACGUUCCCUAUUCUGGACUAUGAUGCGGAACUGACCAUUUUUGAUCGAGCGGAUUAUCUCACUGCUCUCCUCCAAACGGCUGAAGUUGGCGAACUCAAUCAGAAAAACAAAUAAAUGGAAAAUUUCAGGUGAAAGGAAAAGUUGCCAUGUCAAACGGUUUAGUCAAUGGCUAUGUACUGACCCUGCGCGAUCGAAUUCUUCAGUGCUACGGUGAAGACGAAGAAACUACGAAGUCAGUUUCAAACCACGGUAUUCAGCAUUAAACUAAAUAGUAACCAUUAAACAUUUGAAUUUAAUUUCCAGCAUUAAGAACAAACGAUAGACUUUUUUGUGAACUUUUGAGAAGGUGAGAAAUGUGUCUCAAAGCGCAAAGUGGCACUUUUUUCACCUGCUCGACACUUCUCAACGGUUUCAGUGCACUUUUGGCGGCGGCGGCAGCUGACAUGGCAAAUCCGGAAGUGAGCAUGUACGUCCGCUUGGGCAGUUCCGACACUAUCGACCAACUGGCCCAGGUUUUCGAAAAAGUUUUCAUUUUUUUGAAAAAAAUUUAGAAAAAAAGAGGGUUUUUCUAGAUAGAGGCUUUUUAUUUUUUUGAAAAAGUUAAUUGGUCCCUCUGGAAAAAAAGUUUCAUCCAGGAAACUGAAAGCUAAUUUUAAAUAUUAUGAAAAACUGUUAGGAAAUGUCUUCGAAUACAGAUUUCUUUUGACUUUUUGAAGAGAAUCGAGUAGUCGCUGAUCCUGAUUGCAAACUUUCAGAACGCUACAUCUCGUGUUCAAAUCACUCGUCUUCACUCCAGAACAAUCGUCAGCAACGUCAAAUGGAACAAAGUCGCCUGCAUGAACGUCGGACUCCAUCUUUUCUGA